Sugiyamaella lignohabitans is the source of this 846-nucleotide messenger RNA. Its product is annotated as Mediator of RNA polymerase II transcription subunit 18. Gene Ontology annotation, cellular component: mediator complex; core mediator complex. Gene Ontology annotation, molecular function: transcription coregulator activity. Gene Ontology annotation, biological process: regulation of transcription by RNA polymerase II; termination of RNA polymerase II transcription. The transcript has a single exon. The record is from RefSeq and is a predicted model, not a curated record. Bases 1 to 846 code for a protein of 281 amino acids. Lineage: Eukaryota; Fungi; Ascomycota; Dipodascomycetes; Dipodascales; Trichomonascaceae.
AUGAUGUAUCAACAGUUGUCAUUAGUUGGAUCGUUAAAAGAUGCUGAAAUUAAAAUAACGCUGCAUACAUUGGCUGCCCUUUCGGGGAUGAAACCAACACGUAUAUUUAACCACCAUCUGGUGUGGAUUCCUACUUACCCUUUUAAUCCAGUGCUGGCAGCUGGUGAAGUUAACCAGAUCGAACAGUACCGAAUUACAUGUGACACAAGCUUGGUAGACCCAGCAAGUGAAGAUGAAUAUCUUCCGCCAGCAGGAUUUAAAGAAAACAAAGACUUCUUGCAGACAAUGCCCUGGAAAAUGAUCAUAUCAGAAGUACCAGAAGCUGGUAAGCGGCAGGUGACCUCACAAUCUAUUCUCGAAUCUGCGAUAGUAGAAGGCAGUCCAUUUGAAUUUAUGGAGAAAAUGGGAUAUAAAUUUUCUCACGAGUACUGGAGUAAAGGAUCUGAAUUUGUUUUUGGCAAUAUUGUUGUCAGGAUAUUCCGAAUUUGCGUCAAGGACCAGAUCACAGCUCCAACCACAGAAGAUCAGAACUUGGCAGAUACAACGGAGGGAUCUGGUACGGCAGAUAAUGCUAUGGUGAUUGAUGAUGAUUCUUUCGGAGAUAAAAUUACUGCGGAAACGGCGCUUGCUAGCCAAAAGGCUGCCUACCAGCCUCUAAAACUCCUGGAUAAGUCUGGCCAAUGGUCUAUCAAAGCAUUUCUUUCUGUAAAACAGCUGACAGAUUUGGAAAGUAUUAUCACUGGAACAGCACAACUGGAGAAGUUUCAGGCAGAAAUGGCGGGCCUUUUCGAAUUGAAAAUGGCUGACAGGAAUAGCUAUGAUACCCGCUUACGUGCUAAUAGAUAG